CCGCAAAUUACCUUCCAUGGAAACUCGCUUUUUACCACAAACCUACGAAUCUAUACAAUUCGAAGAUUUAACCGGAUACAAACGUACGAAAGAAACGAUUUAAAACGUAAAAUACGUAAGAGUGAAAAAAUACUGAAGGGUUCUCAAACAGAUACGAAAUAGAAUUUGGAAGACUCAUAGAGAAGGAGAAAGUGGAAUUUUUUGGCACUAAAUGCAAGCAAGUAACUAAAUAACGUAAAAAGGGAUUUUUAAAAAAAAGAAAGAUUGAAAAUUCAUACUAGGAAACUAACGGAUUGAGACACAAUGGGACAAGGGAGUAGUAAACAUAGUGAUCAUCGGUUGGAUUCCUACCCUUCGUUUAGUCGAUCAGAUACGCAAGGUUCAAUCCGAUCCUUUAAAUCUUUAAAGACAGCUUUACGGAAAGAUAAAGACAAAGAUUCUACUUAUGAUCGAAGAACGUCUACGGAUACCACCAACAGCCGCCAUAAAUUUCCUGAAACACCGCCCAGCCUUCCUCCACCGCCAUCACCGGGCAUUUUGGCUACCUCUGGUUCAGGUUCCAAUUUGUACCGACAAAAUCAAGAAGAAUUGGCAGCUGCUGGUAUGAGCACUAGCCAAUCGCCCACUUCUACUACAGGUGGUGUCUCGUCAAGUAAUAUUAGCUCAGGAGGAAUGACAAGUAAUCGGUCGCUUUCACCACCGCCACCUUCAUCGCUUGCUUCUCCUGGGUCCUACGACUCGAAUCAUGAAACGAUAGCGGAUUCUGCAACUUCUCCUGGUUAUCUCCAGUAUGAUCCACAGGGUCCAGUUGUAAUCCCGAAUUCUGCUUUAUCUUCGAUGAAUCCGGAUGAUCCCGAUGCAUUGGUGAGUCUAAAUGUUGACGAAAUGAUUCAACGGCUUAUUCAUGCUGGGUAUUCUCGGAAAAGCAGCAAAAGCGUUUGCUUGAAAAACGCUGAAAUUGUUAGUAUUUGCAUGGCUGUGAGGGAGAUUUUUCUUUCACAACCCACCUUUUUAGAACUCAUGCCACCUGUUAAAAUCGUCGGUGAUGUCCAUGGACAGUACUCGGACUUAAUUCGACUAUUUGAAAUGUGUGGAUUUCCUCCGAGCUCGAACUAUUUAUUUCUUGGUGACUACGUUGAUCGUGGUAAACAGAGCCUGGAAACAAUUCUGCUUUUAUUUUUAUACAAGAUUCGAUAUCCCGAAAACUUUUUUCUACUUCGUGGAAAUCAUGAAUGUGCUAAUAUUACUCGUGUUUAUGGCUUUUACGAUGAAUGUAAACGACGUUGCAAUAUUAAGAUUUGGAAGACCUUUAUCAAUACCUUUAAUUGCCUACCUAUUGCUUCUGUAGUUGCCGGCAAAAUCUUUUGUGUACAUGGAGGAUUGUCUCCUGCUCUAAGUUCUAUGGAUGAUAUAAAAGAGAUAACUCGGCCCACGGAUGUUCCUGAUUAUGGUUUAUUGAAUGAUUUGCUGUGGUCUGAUCCUGCAGACAUGGAAAAUGACUGGGAAGAUAAUGAACGAGGUGUUUCGUUUGUAUUUAACAAAAAUAUAAUUCGGCAAUUUUUGGCAAGACACGAUUUUGAUUUGAUUUGUCGUGCGCAUAUGGUAGUUGAAGAUGGUUAUGAAUUUUUUAAUGAGAGGACAUUAUGUACGGUUUUUUCUGCCCCCAAUUAUUGUGGAGAAUUUGAUAAUUGGGGUGCUGUCAUGAGUGUUAAUUCUGAGCUUCUUUGCUCUUUCGAACUUAUCAAACCAUUGGAUCAAGCUGCCAUUCGGCGAGAACUAAAGAAGAGCAAACACAGCGGUAUGGCUGUUUACCAAUCACCUCCUGCUGAGCAGGUUACACAAAGUGUUUGAGUUGUUUCUUGUCAUGCAUUAUUUUGUAAGUUCGAUCCGUGGAUGAGUUACGUGAUUACCUUCUAAGGAGUCUACGAUUAUGCUUCUUGGGACGGUUCUUUUUCCCGAGGAUUCUUUGUUGUUCUUGUCUCUUUUUUUUUAUUUUUAAUGGAAAUUUAAUUGCAACUUUGGUAAUAGGAAUGGUGAUUGCGGCAGUUCCAUCGAGGCACUUUUUCUUUGCAUUCAUUCAAUGGUUCACUGAUAGAUCUUGAAAAACAAAUUUAUUCCUAAAAGCCGUUUAUUUCUCGUUGACUAGCUAUCUUUUUGAUUUCUCUUUUUAAAAAGUUUAUUGUAAGAAAAGCAAUGGUUGACUUCUUGAUUGCUAUGAAAUGUUCCCUAAAGUUUGGGUACAGACGAUGAGAUUAAAUGAAUUCUUUAUAUUUCAAAACACCACACAAGCCGUAAAGCCAAAGAAACCAAAAAUAAACAACAUAACCUACAU
This is a messenger RNA of Schizosaccharomyces octosporus yFS286, 2332 nucleotides long. Its product is annotated as serine/threonine protein phosphatase Pzh1. NCBI's taxonomy places the organism in Eukaryota, Fungi, Ascomycota, Schizosaccharomycetes, Schizosaccharomycetales, Schizosaccharomycetaceae. The transcript has 2 exons. The record is from RefSeq and is a predicted model, not a curated record. Gene Ontology annotation, cellular component: nucleus; cytoplasm. The coding region runs from base 304 to 1851 and encodes 515 amino acids. Gene Ontology annotation, molecular function: protein serine/threonine phosphatase activity.